AUGGGCGUGGGUUUGGUGGUUUGGACGCAUGAGGGUGUGAUACUAGCAGUUAAAUGCACAACUAAACGACUGAUUACAGAACCUACAGUGGCAGAGGCAAUAGGAGCUUGGCUUGCGGUUGAUGUUGAAGGGUAUGAAUUAAAGCCUGUUGUUCUUGGCAUGUCUCAAAAUUUACAUGUGGGUCAGAGCUGCUUCGCCAUUGGAAAUCCUCAUGGAUAUGAGAACACUCUGACAACUGGGGUAUUCAGUGGAUUAGGAGGGGAGAUACCUUCACCAAAUGGAAAGCCUAUUCGAGGAGCUAUUCAAACAGAUGCCGCUAUUAAUGCAGGUAAUUCAGGUGGGCCGUUAAUUGAUUCACACGGCCAUGUUAUUGGAGUUAAUACAGCAACUUUUACUCGCAAAGGGACAGGAUUAUCAUCUGGUGUUAACUUUGCAGUACCGAUCGACACCGUUGUUCGAACCGUACCUUACCUUAUUUUGUAUGGAACAUCUUAUAAAGACAGGUUUUGAUAAUGUUUGUGAAUUAUAUCAAACAAAUGCUUCAGGUGGUCCUUGAGUUUGACUUCUUGCAGAAAAAGAUC
Messenger RNA from Corylus avellana, 581 nucleotides. NCBI's taxonomy places the organism in Eukaryota, Viridiplantae, Streptophyta, Magnoliopsida, Fagales, Betulaceae. The record is from RefSeq and is a predicted model, not a curated record.